This is a messenger RNA of Papilio polytes (common Mormon), 2252 nucleotides long. Its product is annotated as CD151 antigen-like. Gene Ontology annotation, cellular component: membrane. The transcript has a single exon. The record is from RefSeq and is a predicted model, not a curated record. Bases 222 to 986 code for a protein of 254 amino acids. NCBI's taxonomy places the organism in Eukaryota, Metazoa, Arthropoda, Insecta, Lepidoptera, Papilionidae.
AAAAAUCUCAUAGCGUAUAAGUUAGUCGUGUAGAGCAGGCGGUUAUCGUGUCCACCUUCUACAAUCGUGUGCGCGCUGACUCUGAAAGUGUGUCAACGAUAAAGCUCAAAUUCGCGCAAAACAAAUCCCCGAGCGGCGCCCGCGCACGCUUUAUAAAACUAGUUGCGUCAGCGGCGCGCUUUUCAUUACGAAGGCUGCUAUCGGAGGCGACGGUCGACAACAUGGCUAAGGACGAGCUGAUCAAGGGUGUGCUGUACAUCCUCAAUGUACUAUACGCAUUGUUCGGGCUGGUGACAGCCGCCACUGGCAUCUGGUUCUUCGUGCAGCUUACUGAGUUUGUGACCCUGAGGAAUACCAAUCACUACUUGCUGGAUUACCGAGUGUACUGGCCGCAAGUAGCACCAUGGCUGUUCAUCCUUCUGGGCUUGUUCGUCAUGAUGAUAGCGUUGUGCGGUUGGUGCGGCGCCAACAAGGAGAGCCGAGGACUGCUGGGAAUUUACGCGAUAUUCCUCAUCCUGAUCGUGAUCGGGCAGGUGAUCGCAGCCACGCUCAUCUUCGUGUUUGUGGACGGCGAGGACACCGACAGAUUCAUAAAGGACACGGUGUACGAUGGCUACUAUAACUCGCAAUCCAAUCCGGACGUGUUCAAGGCGUUCGGGCGCAUCGAGAGGAAGCUCCGCUGCUGCGGUGCCAACGACGCUCGCGACUACCGCAGUUGGAGGAACGACCUACCGCUCACCUGCUGCCAGGAUAGCUAUUACCGCGCCACAUGCGAAUUCACCGACAAGGAAGCCAAUGAGAGGCUCGGUUGUGCUAAAGUUGCCUCUGUUUAUACGAAGAUUAUUAGCUCGUCCGUUGCUGGCGCUUCCCUUAUAAUCUCGCUGCUGGAGAUCGCGGGUGUGGUGCUCGCCUGGAAGCUGUUCAACUCGCUGCAGGAGGUGGAGCACUACAUUACGGAGCGCAAGGAGGGUGAGACGGAGUGCUAGCACUGAUGCCGACCUCAGUCAGUAUUAAUUGUACCGCCGAUUUGUACCAUCUUAGUUAGUAACUCGAAUACGACGCGACAUCGACACGCCUGUAGUGACUUUACUAAAAGUUUUCACUGAACGCUUUCACGGCGCUCCGCUCACGUAGGGAUGAACUUCGUUUCCUUCGGGGAAGGAAUUUAGGAAUCUUUGUCCCGGUUUUUCCUGAUCAUUUACAUGUCACAUCUACUUAUGUCACCCUAGUUACCAUUUAAGUGAUCUAGCCAUUACCGAGGUAUCAAUUAAGUUGCGAGUUCAUUAUGCAGUUAUUCAAAGGCCAAUUAAAUACGCGUUUAUUUAAAUGUUUAGGUUAAGUUGUUGAUUUCUAAAGUGUAUCUGUGCAUUGUGUGGGGGCCACGCCUAGGGUCGGCUGUAACACUGUCUUAGAUUGGGCUUAAUCAGUAAUUUCCUCGUCUGAUUCCAUGAUUCAUUACCUGCCUUGAGUCACAAUGGUACUCAAUUGCAUCUCGUAAUCUGUCAACUGACCUUCCCCCCUCCCUGCCACACUAUGUUAAUGUGAUGUGUUCAUUGCGCGCGCGGCUUGCGCAACCGCCUAGUGAAGUGCUAAAAGAAUCCAUGGAUAGCUACUUGAGAUUUUCGAUCGUGUCCCACUUAAGAAGGUCUCUUAUGUGAAAUUAGUGACCUUCGAUCGACCAACUUAUAGGCUUUAUUGCGACGACUUACGGUUCAAUAUAAAUGUUUGGUAUUUGUUUACAAAUCGACCAUCGAUGUAUGUUAAUUUUUACGCAACAGUGUGCCCCCGCCUUAGGAUUUCGUCAUUUUUAUUGUGUAUUCAAGCGCCGUGCUAUUGACAGGUGUUCGUAGUUCUCGCGUUGUGUCGCAAUCAUUGCGUAUUUAUAUAGUUAUUUAAUGUCGUCUCUGUAUGUCGGUCCGUCUAUGUAAUGUAGUAGAGGAAAGUUUCCGUCCGUAUGUUAACCGUGUUUGUGUCUGAGGACUGAACGAUUGUCGAAUGUAGUUGUAAAAGUUGUAAUCGUUUAGUUCCGUGUGCUAAUGUUUGCAAUCCGCAUGCCAAAGAGAAUGUACCUACAGUACACAUAUGUAUAUAUUUUGCAUGCAAAAGAUAUAAUUUUUAUAGCAAGCGCGCGUCACACCAUACAUUAUAUUUAAGACAUAUUUUUAUAAAUAAAAGAGAUAUUAUGUAAAAGUCGUACCUAGUCUUAAGCCAUUUCGUUUUUAAAGAAAAUAAAUAAACAUUUUUUUAUAAAA